AGACUUUUCUUGCCUGCGCAGCGCAACGCGCAUCUCAAAUGUUAGUGAUGACCAUGGCAACGAACAACCCAACAAAAAAAAUCAUAAAAAGAAACGCCUCACAACCAAAUUUAAAUCCCCAACAUAUGUUAAUGCAAAUCGUCAAAAUCCGGACCGCCUUCGUUCUCUGCUUCUUCCUCCUCGGCCAACUACGCCAUUAAAAGUCGAAGCGCAGGCGGUCCCUCGAAUCAUGGAUCCAAAUUACCCCCCAAAUCAACAUCCAAAUCCUUACCCCUACCCUUACCCCUACCCCUACCCCUACCCUCCUCCUCCUCAAUCAGCAGAUCCCAACGCGCAACGCGCUCCGUAUCUCCAAUCUCACAACUCAUUCCCCUCUCAGCCUCCUCAUCCUCAUCCUGACCCUCAAUUCAACCCUAACGCCGCCUACCCUAACCCUAGCCCUAACCCUAACUACCCUCCCAAUUACUACAACCCUAACCCCAAUUACUACAAUCCCUACGCCGAUCCCAAUCCCAAUCACAAUCCCUACCCUUAUCCUCAUCAACAAGCCCCCUACAGCAGUCCCAAUCCCAAUCCCCUUCCCCAGAGCUACAAUCCAGCUGAUCACCUCGAUAGGGUCCAAAUCUCCGAUCAUCACCAGCAUCCUGCAGCCCGAGCUCCGCUCAUGCGCCACGCCGCUCUGCUACUCACGCCCUGCCCAUUCGCUUCUCGCUCUGCAUCAUGGAUGCGGCCGCUAGGCCCGGACCCCGUGCCCGCAUGGCGGGCGGAGGCUGGUGGCUGGCGCAGGCUACCGCGCAGCAACCGUGGGUCCCUAAGGUGCUCCUUCUUGGGUCAUGGGAGCCUCGACUUCUGGGUGUGCGAGGCGAGGCACUUGCCGAACUUCGACAUGUUCUCCAAGAGGGUCGGGGACAUGUUCGGCAAGAGGCUGUCCUCCAUGGGGAAGAUCGAUGGCCUGUCGGCAAUGACCAGCGACCCGUAUGUGUCCAUCGUGGUCGGGGGCGCAGUUGUGGGCAGGACUUAUGUGGUCCCAAACAAUGAGCACCCUGUGUGGAUGCAGCAUUUCAAUGUACCUGUCGCACAUUAUGCAGCGGAGGUUGAGUUCUUGGUUAAGGAUAGUGAUAUUGUCGGGUCUCAGCUCAUCGGGAGUGUUAUGAUUCCGGCGGAGUGGAUUUAUUCAGGUGAAAGGGUUGAGGGGAUUUUUCCUAUUCUUGGGUCUAGUGGGAAGCCAUGUAAGCCAGGGGCUACUUUGAGGAUAUCGAUGUUGUACAUACCGAUACUGAGGUUGAGCAUGUACCAUUUAGGAGUUGGUGCUGGUCCUGAGUAUAUUGGGGUGCCGGGUACUUAUUUCCCACUGAGGAAGGGCGGGAGAGUCACACUGUAUCAGGAUGCGCAUGUGCCUGAUGGUCUUCUUCCUGAUUUGACGCUGGAAGGGGGUCAUCAUUAUGUGCAUGGGCAGUGUUGGCUUGAUAUUCUUGAGGCGAUAUCUCAAGCAAGGCGACUUAUUUAUAUUACCGGUUGGUCAGUGUUCCACACAAUCCGGUUGGUCCGGGGUGUUGGCACUGGGAAGGAUAUUACUCUGGGGGAGCUUUUGAAAGCCAAGUCUCAGGAAGGGGUGAGAGUCUUGCUUCUUAUAUGGGAUGAUCCGACUUCGAGGAACAUUUUGGGCUAUAAGAUGAGAUCGAAGCUGACUCCCAAGGGCUUCAUCUUCGUUCUCAUCUCUGAGCUCGUCUUCGUCUUAGACUAUUGGUUUAAGACAGUUGUGACUUGUGCGAGAAUGAAAUCCUUUAUGAUCUGUAUCAACAAUUUCCUUUUUGUUUCUGAAAAAACCGCUCAGGAAACCGGAGUCAUCUUUACUCAUCAUCAGAAAACAGUUGUUCUUGAUGCUGAUGCUGGUAACUUUAAGAGAAAAAUUAUUGCAUUUGUUGGAGGUCUUGAUUUAUGUGGUGGCCGAUAUGAUACUCCGAGGCAUCCUCUAUUUAGGACAUUACAAACAUUGUAUAAGGAUGAUUUUCACCAGCCAAACUUUACGGUUCCUGUAGUCAAUGGUCCAAGAGAACCCUGGCAUGAUUUGCAUACUAGAAUUGAUGGUCUAGCAGCUUACGACGUUUUGACAAAUUUUGAAGAACGGUGGUUAAAGACAGCAAAACGCCAUGGAAUAAAGAAAAUAAAGAAGUCUUAUGAUGACGCCUUGCUUAAUAUUAGUAGAGUCCCAGAGAUUUUAGGUAUGCAUGAGUCACCAUAUAUAAACGAUACUGAUCCUGAGACUUGGCAUGUGCAGAUCUUCCGCUCAAUCGAUUCAAAUUCUGUCAAAGGUUUUCCUAAGGAUCCAAAAAUUGCUACUAGCAAGAAUCUAAUAUGUGGUAAAAAUGUACUGAUUGACAUGAGCAUACAUACUGCUUAUGUCAAGGCCAUACGUGCUGCCCAACACUUCCUUUACAUUGAAAACCAGUACUUUCUUGGUUCAUCAUACAAUUGGGAUUCAAACAAAGACCUAGGUGCAAACAAUCUGAUACCAAUUGAAAUAGCCCUUAAAAUUGCAAAUAAAAUUAAAGCUAAUGAGAGAUUUUCUGCAUAUAUAAUUGUUCCUAUGUGGCCUGAGGGUAACCCAACAGGUGCUGCUACACAACGAAUUCUCUAUUGGCAGAAAAAGACAAUGCAAAUGAUGUAUGAAACAAUUUACAAAGCUUUGAAAGAAGAAGGCCUCGAGGAGACAUAUGAACCUCAAGAUUAUUUAAAUUUCUUCUGCCUUGGUAACCGGGAGGUCUCAGACCAAGAAGACGCUCAAACUGGAAGUCCUGCUGCACCAGCAACAUCUCCCUUGGAACUUGCCAAAAAGAAUCGCCGCUUCAUGAUCUAUGUGCAUUCAAAAGGUAUGAUAGUGGAUGACGAAUAUUUGAUUGUGGGGUCCGCAAAUAUCAACCAGAGAUCUUUGGAAGGUACAAGAGACACCGAGAUAGCAAUGGGUGCAUACCAGCCUGAGCAUACAUGGGCAAGGAAGAUCUAUGGCCCACGUGGACAGAUUUUUGGCUAUCGAAUGUCACUAUGGGCUGAGCAUAUUGGACAUCUGGAGGAAUGCUACACCCAACCUGAGAGCCUCGAGUGCAUGAGAAGAAUUCGGCAUCUGGGAGAGAUGAACUGGAAACAAUUUGCCGCGGAAGAUGUUACAGACAUGACCGGCCACCUAAUGAAGUACCCGGUGGAUGUUGACAAGAAGGGGAAGGUGAAGCCUCUUGCUGGAUGCGAGUCUUUCCCCGAUUUGGGUGGAAAUAUUUGUGGAUCAUUUUUAGGCAUUCAGGAAAACCUCACAAUAUGAACGAAUUAUGUGCUACAAAUUUUGUAUUUGAGAUAGUGAAAGAGCUCACAUCUACUCUUCUAUACUUAUAGGAGGAUUCAAAGAACUUUUGUUCAUACUAAAGUUAAUGCUACAGUAAAUGUUGUAGAGCGAACAAUAAAUUGACGAAUAAGCAAAAUACGGUAGAUGUUGUAGCGUUGACGGUAAA
Asparagus officinalis (garden asparagus) is the source of this 3500-nucleotide messenger RNA. Its product is annotated as phospholipase D gamma 1-like. Lineage: Eukaryota; Viridiplantae; Streptophyta; Magnoliopsida; Asparagales; Asparagaceae. The record is from RefSeq and is a predicted model, not a curated record. Gene Ontology annotation, molecular function: D-type glycerophospholipase activity. Gene Ontology annotation, cellular component: plasma membrane. Gene Ontology annotation, biological process: phospholipid catabolic process.